This is a messenger RNA of Coniosporium apollinis CBS 100218, 426 nucleotides long. RefSeq lists its product as uncharacterized. Lineage: Eukaryota; Fungi; Ascomycota; Dothideomycetes. The transcript has a single exon. The coding region runs from base 1 to 426 and encodes 141 amino acids. The record is from RefSeq and is a predicted model, not a curated record.
AUGCAUUUCGAAAUCUCACCAUCGACCUCACCGUCGACGCCGAUCUCUAUCGGCUUUCAGACUGGAUCACCUGUGAACACAUAUCAGAGCUCUCCCUCAAGCCAAGCUCUGUCCUGCGCAUUUCCAAGCUGGCCCACAGGCUCAUCACUCGGGCGGUCAUCGCUUGGCGGCUUCGGCAGCAGCGCUCCAAGCUCCUUCAUCAGUGAUCUGGAUCUAAUACCGGAUGAUCUUCUGGACGAACUCGACACAAGCAUUCCUCUGCUCGACGCGCCACCGCCCCCACCACGAGAAUAUCUCGCCGUGGCAGCUCCACUAUUACCUCUAUACGCUUCUAAGCCAAAGCAACGGCGAAGGAGCUCCCGCAAGGAAAGACGACCCUCAAAACCGAUGUCGCCGAUCAACGAGUCGCCUGAGACGCCUGAGUGA